Nilaparvata lugens (brown planthopper) is the source of this 865-nucleotide messenger RNA. RefSeq lists its product as uncharacterized. Bases 248 to 799 code for a protein of 183 amino acids. Lineage: Eukaryota; Metazoa; Arthropoda; Insecta; Hemiptera; Delphacidae. The transcript is spliced from 4 exons. The record is from RefSeq and is a predicted model, not a curated record.
GUAUGAUACUUGACAAUUGUUGCUGUAUUUAAUCAGAUGUCUAUUAAUCGUGAUAGCUUGAAAAGACUGUUGUGAUAUACGUCAACACUUUUGUAUUGGCUCAUUUUUUCAUCACCUUGUGUGUUUCUGCUUCCAUUGGCUUAUCAAAAGAAUACGUGAGGAAUAGGCCCAUAUAAAUGCUUCCACUCCUCUGUCAAGUUCUGACUCGUGUUUUCUGGAGUAGGCCUAUAGUUUCAGCGUUGAUAUAAUGAAAUUCUUCAUAGUUACUUUGGUAGCUGGAUUGUUAGCACAUCAGGUAACCUCGGCAGUGCUGACGCCAGAUGACGCCACCAAAGCAGUAGCAGAUACAGUCAAAGCCGCAGGGGACACCGCCGCCGCAGGAGUUGCUCAAACGCAAGCCGCAGCUGGGGAUGCCCUCAAAUCAGCCGGAGCGGCAGCAGCAGAUCCGAUGGGAGCGCUCACCAAUUUGGCGGGCGGAAUGGACAUGUCCAAAAUGGCCGGCAUAACUGGGGCCUUCAACCCUCUGCUCAGCAUGGCAAAGGAGCUCACCACCAACAGCAUAGGCGCUGGCAAGAUGGCGCUCGUUGGAAACCUCAAGGCUGUGCAAGCAGGUAUGAAUGGCAUGAAGGAUUCAACACAGAGCCUGCCCAUGGUAGGUGCGCUUUUCUCACCGAUGUUCGGCUUAGGAGCCUCAUUUGCUAACAUGCCCAUCAGUCCACUCAAUAGUAUAUUUGAUGGACUCAAUAGGAUGAUCAGCAUGACACCUGGGAUGCCUGCUGCAGGGGCCACCAAGCAAUAAAUACUCAUUGUAACAAAAGUAAAAAUAAAAAACAUAAAAUAACAAAUCAAUAAAUAUUGAAAAUGA